AUGACGGACCAGAAUAAACCGGAAGGCAAGUUUAAAGCCAAGUCCGAACACAAGUCUUACGGUGAGCACGCUGGUUCGAGUGGCGGUACGGACAGUAGCGGCGGCGGCCCACUAGGUGGAGGCGGCGGCAGUGGCGAGAGCAGCGGAGGGCCUCUUCGCCAACGGGGGCGAGGUGCCUUCCGCUGGAAGCAGUACCCAGAAGGGAAGUGCGGCCUUGUGAGCCAAGGCUUCAGCCGGGCUGCGUCCUUGGACCUUCAGGGCACCGAAGAGACCAGUGAAGGCCAAGAGGUUUCCAGAAGCAGGUACUCCCCAAAUACCUCCCGACUCAGCAGAGACAGAUGGUGGGAGCGGGGCGGAGACCGCAUCCGUGUCACCGUGAGGCGGCGAGAUCGAGAUAGACCUGUCCUAGAUCGAGGGGUGAUUAUGGCCAGCCUGAACCCGCCUUCAAAACAAUGGUUCAAGGUCACAAUUCCCAAUGGCAAAAAGUAUGACAAAACAUGGUUGUUAAAUACGAUUCAGAGCAAAUGUAGCGUUCCUUUCGAUGCGAUUGAAUUUCACUAUGAAAAUAACAGGGCCAAUUUUUUUGUGGAGGAUGCCAAAACUGCUGCUGCACUGAAAGCUGCUAAUCAUAUCACAGAUGAUACUAACCGCAGAAUCUCGAUAAUAAUUAGUUCAUCGAGCCCACCUUAUUCAGUACAAAAUGAAUUGAAGCCCGAGCAGGUGGAACAGUUGAAGAUUAUAAUGAGCAAGAAAUAUGAUAGUUUCCAGAAGUCUCUUGACCUAAAGGGCCUUCGCUCAGAUCCAGACCUCAUGGCUCAGAAUAUAGAUAUCGUUUUGAAUCGCAAAAAUUACAUGUCUGCAUCAAUUCGAAUCAUUGGGGAAAACAUUCCAGAUCUCUUAUCGUUGAAUCUGAGUAAGAAUAGACUUUACAAACUAGAUGACUUGUCCGAGAUAGUGCCAAAGGCACCUAAUCUCAAAAUUCUCAACCUCUCAGACAAUGAAUUAAAGUCAGAACGGGAGCUCGAUAAAGUGAAGGGAUUAAAGUUAGAUGAACUUUGGCUCCAGGGAAAUCCCCUGUGUGAAGUCUUCCAAGAUCGGUCCUCUUACCUCAGUGCCAUCAGGGAACGUUUCCCAAAGUUGUUACGUCUGGAUGGCCACGAUCUGCCUCCUCCCAUCUCCUUUGACGUGGAACCGCCCCUUACACUACCUAUCUGCAAGGGUAGCUACUUUGGAUCAGAAACCAUGAAAAACAUGGUCAUGUAUUUCCUACAAGAAUAUUAUAAUGUCUAUGACACCGGCAACAGGCAGGGACUGCUUGAUGCCUACCAUGAGGGAGCCUGCUGUUCGUUAAGCCUUCCGGUGAGCCUUCAAAAUCUAUCUCGUUAUAACUUGAGUGAAUAUGUGAAUGAUAACAGAAAUAUGAAAAAGGUCAAAGAUUCCAGCCUGCGAUACCGCCUUCUAAAACACUCCCGCCUCACCGUUGUGGCUUUUCUCAAUGGAUUGCCAAAGACCCAGCAUGAUGUAAAUUCCUUUGUGGUAGACGUUAGUGCCCAGACAGAGACUUUGCUGUGUUUUUCCGUAAACGGGGUCUUUAAGGAACUAGAUGACAAAGCCCACGACACCAUUAGAGCAUUCACCAGGGUAUUCAUUGCUGUCCCUUCAAAUAAUGCUACCAGGAUGUGUAUGGUGAAUGACGAGCUGUUUGUAAGAAAUGCCAACUCAGAAGAAAUCCGUCAUGCUUUUGCCCAACCAGCUCCACUUACAUUUUCCCCAAGCUGGAUGACUACCGUUAACCAACAACAACGAGACAUGUUACAAUCUUUUUCUACUCAAUCUGGUAUGAAUCUGGAAUGGUCACAGAAAUGCCUGCAAGACAAUAACUGGGACUUUAUUCAAGCAGCACAGAUCUUUACACAGCUCAAGGAACAAGGCAAGAUUCCUGCAAUAGCAUUUCAAAAGUGAUCCAACACAACUCCUUUGAAGAUUACUACCUCUUCUGCCCCGGGGCUAUCAUUAUGACUGACUGUGGAAAAAGAAGCCCCAAGAUUCACCUUUAUCCAUGUUAAGACAAUGUUAAAUGAAGUUUCAGCUACUGAGGGACUUUCAGCUAACCAUUACUGCUUGUGUCGCCUGGAAGUUAAAGAUUCAUCUGUAGAAUUGACACAAAACCACCAGACAAUACAGGUUCUCCCUGUGUUUUAAGUUCCAGUAAGGUCUUAUUCAGUCUCUCAGCAUAAAAAGUAAAGUUCCAUUUUUCUGUUGUCUCC
Molecule: messenger RNA, 2267 nt
Organism: Antechinus flavipes (yellow-footed antechinus)
Lineage: Eukaryota; Metazoa; Chordata; Mammalia; Dasyuromorphia; Dasyuridae
Product: nuclear RNA export factor 1-like
Exons: 1
Coding region: 1-1962 (653 amino acids)
Biological process (GO): poly(A)+ mRNA export from nucleus
Cellular component (GO): cytoplasm; nucleus
Molecular function (GO): protein binding; RNA binding
Source: RefSeq, a predicted model, not a curated record